AUGGUGCCCAUCGGCGCGGCGCACGAUCGAGGCCUGCUGCACCGUGGCGUCUGGAUCGGUGUUCUACGCGGGCCUGCGACGGCAGCUGAGCUGCUCCUGCUGCAGCGCAGCGAUAGGGUCGUAACUUGCCCGACGGCGUGGGGCCUCGUCGGCGAGCACAGCGCGCCGAGCGAGGCGUGGGAGUCCACGGUCCGCCGGGCUGUGAGGGAGGAGCUCGGCGUGGUCGAUAUCGCCUCGCUGGGCCCUCUGGGCGUGCCGGUCCUCUUCAAGUCCAACUACUCGCGCGACGGCGGGCUCGGGGGGCGGAGGGACCGCACGAAGCUCGACCUGCAGGUGACUGCGCUGUACUGGGUGCGGCUGGCCGAGGGGGCGGAAACGCGGCUCCGCUUCGACGCGGAGGUUGCGCGCUGGAGGUGGGCGAGCACGGAGGCGGUGCGAGCAAUGCUGGCGCGGGAGAGGAGCCGCCUGUGCAACGACAAGAUCCGCACACUCUUGGACCACGCGGUGCCUCUCCUCGAGGCGCACCUCGCCGAGGAGGCGGCUGGCAGGCGGCUGGGGCCGGGCGAGCGGAGACGGAGACGUUACAGUGGUGAAGAUCGAUCGCGUCGGUUGGAUGUCUGA
Molecule: messenger RNA, 621 nt
Organism: Emiliania huxleyi CCMP1516
Lineage: Eukaryota; Haptophyta; Isochrysidales; Noelaerhabdaceae
Exons: 2
Coding region: 1-621 (206 amino acids)
Source: RefSeq, a predicted model, not a curated record